This is a messenger RNA of Phanerochaete carnosa HHB-10118-sp, 678 nucleotides long. RefSeq lists its product as uncharacterized. The transcript has 3 exons. The annotation marks the transcript as partial. The record is from RefSeq and is a predicted model, not a curated record. Lineage: Eukaryota; Fungi; Basidiomycota; Agaricomycetes; Polyporales; Phanerochaetaceae.
ACAUCGCCUAGUGGUUGCAAAGUUCGCACUGAGUCAGUUAGAAGUACAGUCAAGCAUCUCAACUGGCCUAUUCCUGACUGUAUUCGACCCGGAUCAUAUAAUAUCACUCUGUACGAGACUUCGCACAUAGCGGGAAGCCAGUUCUUUUCCAUUACACCAAUCCCGGCUACUAUCGAAAAUCCCUUGCCUUCCGGCCCUUGCUCACCCACCAAUGAAUUUUUCGCGGGGCCGCAGUCUUCGUCGCCACCGCCAGCGAACCCCUUCCUAAACACAAACGCUUUCAAUCAAAUUACCGGGAGUGUUGCGCUUUUUGCGACUCAGCAGACGUCAGUCGUGUCGUCUGCCAGCACGAGCUCCACAAGUGGCCCUGUGCCUCAAGCUAUGACAGUCACCCUCGGCGCUGCCGGCGCACAAUGGCCCAUGACUGUCAUGCCUCCCGACGGCUACGGCCCCGUCGUUCUUGAAACCUCCGGGUAUAACCCGACUGCCGUCGUUACGAUAACAGGCAUUGUCGAACCUGGUACCCCUACGCCCGGAGGAGGCAACGAGGGAACGGUGACUGUGGUCGUUACACCCACAUUCGCCCCGACGCCUAUCACGGUAGUCCUCGUUUCUAUGGACACGGAGACCGUGACGACUACGGUAUCAGGUGAAACAUCAGUAUUCACGACAACGUAA